AUGGACAGUGCCGAUGCUUAUGCCAGAAACACCGUGCGAUCCUGCACAACUUGCUCCAAAGCAAAGGCGAAGUGUGUCCGUCGGCCGGGAGAAGACAUUUGUGAAAGAUGUGCACGACUCAAGAAAGAAUGCCUAUCGAAGGAUCCAGUGAUCCGUAGACGAAAGCCUACGAAGACGACACGUGCCGCUCAGCUAGAGAAGCUUGAGAGCAAGAUUGAGCACCUGGUCAACACGUUGUCGAGCGGACAGCCACCAUCGACAUAUCACCAACCAGAUAUCGGACGGCCUUCCCCUCCAGUAUCUCAGCAAGCGUCAUCGAUAGGCGAUAACGGCGGCUGCAGCUUCACCCGAAGUAACCAUGUGCUACGAAGCCUUUGUGAAGAAGGAUGUACAUCGCCAUCGACAGACGUGCAUCCCAGCUCAGCGACUACACCAGCUGCCGCAGUGGACCGUGCCAAUACGCAAGUAAGGCUCAGUGAGGCUGAGGUACUGCUUGACAGGUAUCGGAGGCUAAUGGCUACGGGAAUGCCGUUUGUCAUCAUCCCCGAAGAAGCAACGGCAUCAUCUCUGCAGAGCUCAAGUCCAGUGCUAUUGAGGUCGAUCUGCACUGUCGCUCUCCUCCAUGACCUCCCACGCCAACAGGCCUUGGUCAAGGAUCUGAUCCGGGACAUUGCAGAACGAAUCAUGAUCAACAGCGAGAAGUCUAUUGAUCUGCUCCAGGGUGUACUGGUCAUCGUUGCUUGGUAUCACUCCCACGUCUUCUGGAGCUUACAGGUCACGAAUUUGCUACACUUAGCUAUAGCCAUGAUUACGGAUCUUGGUAUCGAUCGAUCACCAUCAGCCACUGUUGACUUCAAGGCCAAGUACGUGAAAGCCGUUCAUGGGCCUCCUCUUGCGACCCGAAUGCCGUCCUUGGCAGAACGCCGCAUUCUCCAGGGAGUCUUUUACCUGACUUCCAUGCUUUCAUCUUCAUUCAAGAAGAUUGACGCAAUGCCAUACACAAACUAUAUGGAAGAAUGUCUUGAGCACCUCGAGCAAGCCAGGGAGUACGACAGCGACGUAUUUUUGGUGCAAAUGGUACGGGUACAACGCGUCAUCGAAACGAUACACACGACCGACACUCCAAAUGCACCGUCCCGCAUCUACAUCAAGGCAUUCCAGGCGGACAUCGAACGUCUACGAAGAGCAGAUCCCUGCAAAGAGGACCACAUAUUCCUUGCGUUGCAAUAUCUCACCGCUGAGAUCCUGAUGUGGGAGCUGUCCCUUAACGAUCUUCAGGACAACAAGACUCACACACUCAGCAAUCAUCUGCGGGAUCUCUACAAUUGCGUCGCAAGCAUCAAACGCUUCUUGGAUGUCUACUUUAUGAUACCUUCGUCGGCGUAUUUACUGCUACCGUUCUCGGUCUUCGGCCAGUUCGCCCACGCGUUCAUUGUACUGACGAAACUUGCUUCGCUCGAGGUUGACGGCUGGGACCUGAAGGCCCUCAAUGAUCAACUGAGCUUCUCGAGUGUGAUCGAUGAGUGUGCCGUUCGAUUCGAGGAGGCAUCUCAUGCCACCCCGGACGGUCUUGCCAUCAAUAAUGAUUCCUUUACCAAAUGGGCUCAGCGUGUGAAGUUUAUGAAGCAGGUGUAUGAGCAGAAAUUCACUUCCGAGCCGGCCAACAUCGCUAUUGUGCAGGAGGAUGACAAGGCUCGCUCGUGGCAGACUCCAACGAACGCUGGACAGCCGACACCCCCGGAGGAUCCUGUCCUUUCAGCAGACUUCUUCAACUAUCUCGAUGAUAACUUCUGGCAGAGUUUUGCAGGCUUUACGGGAGAUUUCGAGCUUCAGAUCCCUGAUAUGAAUGCAGCGUGA
This is a messenger RNA of Fulvia fulva, 1857 nucleotides long. RefSeq names its product Transcription factor himD. The record is from RefSeq and is a predicted model, not a curated record. Gene Ontology annotation, biological process: regulation of DNA-templated transcription. Gene Ontology annotation, molecular function: DNA-binding transcription factor activity, RNA polymerase II-specific; zinc ion binding; transcription cis-regulatory region binding. The coding region runs from base 1 to 1857 and encodes 618 amino acids. The transcript is spliced from 5 exons. Lineage: Eukaryota; Fungi; Ascomycota; Dothideomycetes; Mycosphaerellales; Mycosphaerellaceae. Gene Ontology annotation, cellular component: nucleus.